Molecule: messenger RNA, 228 nt
Organism: Clonostachys solani
Lineage: Eukaryota; Fungi; Ascomycota; Sordariomycetes; Hypocreales; Bionectriaceae
Source: the annotation of a GenBank genome assembly
AUGACCCUUCUCGAUAAGGUCCUCCACUCACAUGGCCAGGCUAGUUCCGAGCCAUCUCACGACCUCAGCAGUUCCCAAAUUCAAAAUGCCGUAAUGGCUGCUGGUUCUGUUGUUGGCUCAAUGGGGGAAGGCUCUAUGGUCGGUGGCAUGGUGACAGGUGCUGUCGUGGGAGGCAUGGUGGGACAGCGAGUUCAACAGGCACAAAACCGCGCGAUCUAUAGUGCUUAG